UAGGGCUGUUGUUCUAGACUUCAUCAAUCAUCAGGGUUCGCCGGUUACUUCAUCACUGUUUGUUGAUCAAUAACCGAUCAAAAUUAGGGCUGUUGUUCUAGACUUCAUCAACCAUCAGGGUUCGCCGGUUACUUCAUCACUGUUUGUUGAUCAAUAAAGUUGCAAGUUACAGGAACUAAAGGCAAAAAUGCAAGGAGGUGAAGGUGCCUUGGCCGUUGCGGGUGUUCGACCAAUGGAGUUAUCAUAUAGUGGUCACCAGAAUAUGAUGAGUAAUCCAAACGGUAAACAAAGAACAUCAAGUUUGUUGUCACCUAUCAUGUUGCUCACAGGUCACCAGAGUGCCGUCUAUACCAUGAAGUUCAAUCCAGCAGGAACAGUGAUUGCCUCGGGAUCUCAUGACAGAGAAAUCUUCCUUUGGCACGUAACUGGCGAAUGCAAGAACUUCAUGGUUCUCAAAGGGCACAAGAAUGCUGUGCUGGAUCUAGAGUGGACGGCUGAUGGGUCCCAGAUAAUCUCCGCCAGUCCAGACAAGACCUUGAGGGCAUGGGAUGUAGAGACCGGGAAGCAGAUAAAGAAGAUGGCGGAACACUCGUCUUUUGUCAACUCAUGCUCCCCUUCCAGGAGAGGUCCGCCUCUUGUUGUGAGUGGAUCUGAUGAUGGCACUGCUAAGCUCUGGGACCUGCGUCAAAGGGGUGCCAUCCAGACUUUUCCAGACAAAUACCAGAUCACUGCUGUUGCCUUUUCUGAUGCUUCAGACAAGAUAUACAGUGGUGGAAUUGACAAUGUUGUCAAAGUGUGGGAUCUUAGGAGAAACGAGGUUACCAUGACCCUUGAAGGUCAUCAGAAUAUGAUAACGGGGAUGCAGCUGAGCCCUGAUGGGUCAUACCUCCUUACCAAUGCGAUGGACUGUACUCUUCGUAUUUGGGACAUGCGUCCGUAUGCCCCACAGAACCGAUGUGUGAAGAUAAUGGAGGGGCACCAGCACAAUGUGGAGCAGAACCUUCUCAAGUGUAGCUGGUCAUCUGAUGGGAGCAAGGUUACUGCUGGUAGUUCUGAUAGGAUGGUUUAUAUUUGGGAUACCACUUCAAGACGCAUACUCUAUAAGCUUCCUGGCCACACUGGAUCUGUCAACGAGUGUGUCUUCCACCCCACCGAACCUAUCAUAGGAUCUUGCAGCAGUGAUAAACAGAUAUAUCUUGGGGAGAUAUGACACACUUUGCGCCUUUGUGGUUGUUAGCUUGGAUGAACACAGCACAGCAUCAGUGAGAAUAGCAGGUGAAAUAUCAACCUUGUUUGUGAAUGCUCUCCUUUUAUGUUUCUUUUCUUCUUUAGUAUUAGACAUCUGAUGAACUGAUGUACAAUCAUGGAUUUCUGAAACACUUGUGUUUUCUUUAAAAAUAUGAUUAGUUGUUAACAAAGUCCAGUUUUGGAGGAACUUGCUGAGCUCCAGAGUUGCUCAUAUGUUUAUUAAAGUCAUGGUUACUAUGCUUCUCAUCUGGUAUGGGUUACACUAUUCGUAUAGCGAUUUGAAGUUUGUUUGGUGGUAUUAGUUUCUACUGGUAUUCAGAAUUGGUGCAGGGUUUUCUAAUCCAUAUAGGCAGGGUUGUGUCCUGGGCUGGUUCCUAUCUUCUUGGAAUGUGUUAUGGGCAAGUGCAGUAAUCUUUAUGAAGAUCAUUGCCGAGUAUAUUUGUAUCUUUGCCAAAAGGGUUGAUAAUUUUAACAGGUGCAGUAUAGCAGUUGUUAAAUGAGCUUCAUUUUAACAAAAAAACAUAGUUAGAUUAGACUUCGAUUAUUUUAUGUUUUUCUUAGGCC
Molecule: messenger RNA, 1812 nt
Organism: Helianthus annuus (common sunflower)
Lineage: Eukaryota; Viridiplantae; Streptophyta; Magnoliopsida; Asterales; Asteraceae
Product: U5 small nuclear ribonucleoprotein 40 kDa protein
Exons: 2
Coding region: 188-1210 (340 amino acids)
Cellular component (GO): catalytic step 2 spliceosome
Molecular function (GO): RNA binding; protein binding
Source: RefSeq, a predicted model, not a curated record